This is a messenger RNA of Podarcis lilfordi (Lilford's wall lizard), 270 nucleotides long. Lineage: Eukaryota; Metazoa; Chordata; Lepidosauria; Squamata; Lacertidae. The record is from the annotation of a GenBank genome assembly.
AUGCUCCUGGGCAUCCCAAGUGACUCCUUUGUACACGGCGAGGUUGAGGUUGUCUUCCUCUCCCGCAAUGCAACCUCCCUCAUCCAUCCUCUGGAUCAAGGUGUGAUUCGCUGCUUCAAGGUUGCACACCUGAAACUCACCUUCUCCCGGCUUAUCAACACGAUGGAUGCCGAUCCAGUUCUUGGCCUCACGGCACGCUGGAAGUCUUUCAGCAAUGCCCAUUGCAUCACCGACAUCAAACAGGCACUGGGUGCAACCAAUCAUGGGUGA